UGAGUGGCCUUUUCAUGAUGGUUUGAUGGGUUUUCGAAGGUUGUUUCCGUUCCAUGUCCAUUCGAUGUAUGUGGUUUAUGGCGUGCAUAUGUCUCACCAUGUGAAUUGCCCUUCAUGUGGCAGGUCCCCUCUUUCUCGGAGAAUGGAUGGUACACUGAUCUCUUGGAAGGGGACUCGAAAUGGCUGGAUGCGUUCCCAGCCCCAGCCCUCCGUACGCUGAUUCCCCACGUUGAUUCCUACCGGUUCCUAGCGUCGCUUACGGAGAACGAGAUGAAGAAGUGCAACGAGAUGGCACUCAUGGAGAACAUUGAUUUAGUUAAGGGCAACUACCCGCUCACUCCGGAUACGAUGAAGCUUCCAAUCAUUGGCGACUUCGACCGCACCAAGUGUACUAUGUCUCCUUCUGCUUUAGCGGUUAGGGGUUUCAUGACGCCGAAACAGCAGACGGCUAUGGCUGAGCUGAAACGCAUCUGGAAUGUAGGCCGCCCGUACCUCAAAUGUCAGUGUGUCACGGAGGGGAAGGGUGAUUGUGGGAAGAACAUAUCGUGGCUGGAUCACGUCCUGUGGUAUCUCUUGUCUGACCUACACUAUCUCUUCCCGGAAGCCCCGUCGCUUAGAGCUAGAGCACGCGCAUUCAGAGUCAGGGCGAAGACCACGUGGCGGGCUGCCAUCCUUGCCUCCGUUGUGUUCACGCAUAUGAGGGAUGUGAUGGUGAAGAUGGCUUACAACGUUGCCAUCGACCCAAGCAGGACCGCGGCGAACACUCUGGAUGACCUUGCCAUCAUGUUGCACAAGUUUCCGAGAACCAUGGCCAAGCUCAUCCUUCCGACUCGCUAUGUGAGGGCGAAGGAGAAGAGGAGGGUUGAGGCUGCGUCAUCUUCGGCGACAAAGACGAUAAGGAAGCCGCAGCAGACCAUCCUGGAGUUCUGUGUCCCCCCUGCACGAGGAGACGUCACUGCACCAGCUCAGGAGAACCCUCUCCAGUUGGAGACUGCCACUCCACCUUCGUCCACAUCACGACCCAGGAUGACGCCCAGGCUUCCAUUUUGAGUAGGCCACUGAGAAGGAGCCCAAGGGGACUGGGCCUGGCCAAGAUCUCGCUGUUUAAAGGCUGA
Molecule: messenger RNA, 1115 nt
Organism: Chara braunii
Lineage: Eukaryota; Viridiplantae; Streptophyta; Charophyceae; Charales; Characeae
Source: the annotation of a GenBank genome assembly